AUGAGAAUAUUUCGAAAAUUAAAAAAACUUAGUUGUCUUCAUGGAUUAAAAGAAGAUAAUACAUCACGUUCGUCGAAUCAUAGACAUCGAGUAAGAGAUAAAACUGUACCAUCAAAUAUUCAUUAUGGUCAAUUACCACGAAGUUUUGUUAAUGCAGCUGAUUUGGCUAGAGAAAAAUCUGGUUAUGAUCCUAUUCCAACUUUUCAUCGUAGACCGGAAUUAAGAAGUGAAGAAAAUCUUAGAAAUCAAAAGUUUGAUGAUGAUUUUCCUUCAUUUAAACGAAGUCAAUCAAAAUCUCGUGAACGAACAUUUGAUCAUUCAGCACAAGAUAGUUCAUCUCAAAAUUCUCUCCAUAGUUCAGAUGGUAUUCCAGUUAAAUUUCGUCGACGACCUGUACCACCUGAAUCAUUACGACCAUCUAAUUCAUCACCAUUUCUUUCUCAACAACAUUCUGUACCUCCUUCUUCUAAUAUGAAUUCUCAAUUUCAACAUCCAAAACAAUUUCAACAUCCACAACAAUUUCAACAUCCACAACAAUUUCAGCAUCCACAACAAUUCCAACAUCCACAACAAUUUCAACAUAUGGCCAGAUAUCCACAACGAAACAUGAGGAUGCCUUCUCACGCUCAAUUUUUUCCUCAAGUUCAACAAUCAUUUCAUCCAAUGGUGCAUCCUAAUGCAAAUAUGCAAGCUGGAUUUAUGAGACCACAACAACCAAUAUAUCCAUUCCAUUGA
Molecule: messenger RNA, 735 nt
Organism: Rotaria sordida
Lineage: Eukaryota; Metazoa; Rotifera; Eurotatoria; Philodinida; Philodinidae
Source: the annotation of a GenBank genome assembly